ACAAACUUGUACACCUGUCUUGGCUUGUCGUCCCAUUGUCAGUCAGUCAGAGUUCGACCAUCGAUCGAAGAGGUUCUGUUCAGUGACAAAAAGUGAUACAUUUGUUUGGAUUUCUCGGAGUUUGCACGUGGAUCUAUAAUUGAAAGAUCCAAUUCGAAAGCAAUAAUGUCUGAAAACGCCGUCAAAGAAAGUAUACUGCAGCCGACGACACUACAAGAGGCAAUAAACAUUAUUAAAUUCCUUAACACAUCACAUAAGCAAGAGGUCGCGCGACUGAAAGAAGCGCACGCGAAACAAGCCGAAGUCAUAAAGAAAUUGGAAUCCACAAGGAAAAAGGAAUUGGAAUUUUUAUCAAGCGAACUGCAAAAAUACGAAGUCAACUUAGCUUUAAGGACAGAAUCUGUUGCAAAACAAAUCGCUGAAAAAGAUUUAAUUAUACAGAAACAAGCGGAAACUAUUGAAGAGUUAAACAACAAACUUAAACUCCACACCGACUUGAACAUAAGCGUACCAGAAAUAAAUAUACUAGUCGAUUCGAAUUCUGACUCAGGUGUUGCGUUAGAAACCGAAGAGAGUAACAUCAAAGCUGAGAUAAAAACUGAGGUCAAAGCCACGCGAAAAUGUAGCAGGAAAUUCGGCGACACAAUUAGCUUUCUGCGAAGAGUUGAUUUCUCGCCUAUGAAAUACAAACCGUGUAAUAGAGAAGGUGGUAAAAAGAAAGAUGAUAAGAAAAAUAAAUUACAAGUACCCGAUCAAGAUAAAAGGGCAUUGAAUCGUCAAUACAGUAAUGAAAAGUCUUUGAGCGACGACGAAAGGCCGACUGCCGAUGACUCAGUUUUCUCAGACGGUAGCAUAGAACCUUUAGUAUUAAGGCCGAAUAAAAUGAACGACAGUAUGAAUAAUCACUUCUCUGAUGACGGUAGUGAAGAUACUAGUGAAGAAAUAUUCGAUAAGGUGAUGACUCGAAGCAACGUGAGAAGGUCAGUCAAAGCGAAUCCUAAAUAUAAAAAAAUAAAUCGCAGUAAAUCGAAAUUGUUAGAGCAAGUUAAAGUAAAUAUUGUUGACUGAGUACCUAAUGUAUCUAUUAUAGCUGUAUAACUACUAAAAAGUGCAAUGAUGAAUUCAAAAUAAAAUUUUGUAUUUCUGUA
Messenger RNA from Manduca sexta (tobacco hornworm), 1148 nucleotides. RefSeq lists its product as uncharacterized. Lineage: Eukaryota; Metazoa; Arthropoda; Insecta; Lepidoptera; Sphingidae. Bases 166 to 1068 code for a protein of 300 amino acids. The transcript is spliced from 2 exons. The record is from RefSeq and is a predicted model, not a curated record.